Molecule: messenger RNA, 1704 nt
Organism: Closterium sp. NIES-65
Lineage: Eukaryota; Viridiplantae; Streptophyta; Zygnematophyceae; Desmidiales; Closteriaceae
Source: the annotation of a GenBank genome assembly
AUGCUCGGUGUCGCACGCGCUUGUGAUCUGCGUGCUCCCAUUCGCACGCGCCCGGCUGCAUUCACGCCUCCUCAUCUCGUCAUGCCCACCUUUUCAAACUCCCUUUCUCCCAUGCUGCCACUCGUCCCGUCCUCCCUUGCGCAGUCGUCCCAUUCCCCCUCUCCUCCCUUCCUCCCACACGGCCCCUCCCCCAAGGCAGUUGGGCUAGCGAGUGGCCAUCGCUAUCACAAUGAUGUAGCUAGGCGAGCGAGAGGCCAUCGCUAUUACAACAGCGGUGUAGGUGUGCGGCUAUCACCACCGCCCCACCCACCUGCUGACUUUCCUUCCUCCCAUGUCUCCCUGCCCUUGCACCCUCUCCCAUCCCUCCUGCAAUCGCUCUCACACGUCGCUCUAGGCCCAUCUCCCGCAGCAGCUAGGCUGUGGCCAUCGCUAUCACAACGGUGUAGCUGUGCGGCUAUCACCACUACCCCACCCACUGGCUUUCCUCUCAUGUCUCCCUGCCCUUGCACCCUCUCCCAUCCCUCCUGCAAUCACUCCCACACAUCGCGCAUGGCCCCUCCCCCAAGGCAGCUAGGCGAGCGAGAGGCCAUCGCUAUCACCACAGUGGCCACGGGCAGCGAGAAGAGUGGGCCGUACACGGGGACCGACAAAGACGAGUCGGAAGAGGAAGAGUCGGAAGAGGGAGAGCCCGCGAGAGGCCAACGCGCGAGCGAUCCCACCCUGCCCCCGGCUGCUGCGUCCCCACGUUUUCCGAAGCGGGCUUCUGCACGCGUGGUGUCUGCGCUCGCACCAACGGCCCGCAAGCGCCCGCGGGCUGACGGAACAGGGGAUGUGCGCGAGGUCAAAGGCGCUGGCGUGGAAAUAGGGGUCGGCGGAGGCGGCAGAGCAGCAAGCGGAGCAGCAAGCGGAGCAGAAAACAAGGGUGUCGGGGCCGACGAGGUGGGAACGGCGGGUGAAGGCCAACGCGCGAACGACGCUAGGACAGCACAGGCGGGUGGAGCAGAGAAACGUACCGUGCGUGAUGCCAAGGACGCGGGGAAGGUGGAGAGAUUGAGGCUGGCCGACAUCUUUCAGUUGGAGAGCGGAGAGUGGGUUGCCCAAGCAACCAUCCGUGGGCAGCAAUGGUACCUGGGGUGGCAAAGGAGCCGAGCGAAUGUUCUCUACCUCCUAUGCAUGGCGCGGACGGUGUUUGGCGAGCCGGCUGACCUGGGUUUGGAACUCCACACGAUCACGCAGGCCGCGUGGGAAGCAGAGUGGAAACAAGCGCGCCAUAUCCCUCCUGGCCUGUGGGCGGUCAUGCAUGGCCACAUGCUCACGCACACUGUGCACAGGUACCGCAUGGUUCUAAGCAGUUUCAAUGCUUCGGCGGGCGACGGGGAGAGUGACGAGGAGAGCAGGGUGUCGGCCCUCUGCGCGGCCAUUGGGGCCACCGCCGCCACCGUCGAGAAGUGUGGCACUGCCACCGAGCUUUACGCUACAGCGCUGGCGGCGUCAUGCGCGGCGGUGUGGAGCAUCUGGCGUGGAGACAGCACCGCCUCAGCUGUGGAACGCGCUGUUGCUGUGGCCAGAGCUGUUGGUGCAGCGCUGCCGCGAUUGCGGCUCUGCAGGCUCGCGACCGGCGUGGUCUUGGCCACUUUGGGUAACGAAUCCGGGAAUCCGGAGGGGCGGCCAGUUCGGACCCGGAUGGGCACGUUGCGCAGGUGA